AUGGCGAACCAGUCCCAGUGCCUGGAGGACGCGCCCGGCCGCUGGCCCCCCGGGGAGCCGAGCUCGCCCGAGCUCUACAGCGAGGCGCAGCGGCUGGCGCUGGAGGAGCUGGUGGCGGGCGGCCGGGCCGCUUUCCGCGCUUUCCUGCGCCGGGAGAAGGUGCCCGGCUUCCUCUCGGAGCCCGAGAUUCAGGUCAUCCUCCAGGCGGCUGCGCCGCCGGCCGGGGCCGAGGACGGGGCGGCCGAGCCCUCGCUCAGCGCCUCGCUGGACUGCUCCUCGCUCACCUACUUCCCCGAGCAGUCGGACGUGGAGCCGCCCGUGCUGGAGCUGGGCUGGCCGGCCUUCUCCAGCGGCUCGUACCGUGGCCUCACCCGCGUGGAGGCGCUUUUCCAGCCCAGCUUCGGGGAGACCAUCUACAGCUGCAAGGAGGCGGUGCGCAGGCAGAUCCGCUCGGCCAGGGAGGUUAUUGCUGUGGUUAUGGAUACCUUCACAGACAUUGAUAUCUUCAAAGACCUUCAGGAAGCCUGUAGCAAGCGGAAAGUUAGUGUGUACAUCCUUUUAGAUCGUGCUUCAUUUCCCCACUUUCUGAAAAUGUGCAGAAAUCUAGGAGUUGAUCUUGAGCAGGAGAAGCUGAUGAGAGUUCGAACUAUAUCGGGAAACACUUAUUGCACAAGGUCAGGAGUCAAAAUUGUGGGGAAGGUCCAAGAAAAGUUUAUCUUGGUUGAUGGCAUAAGAGUGACAACAGGUUCCUACAGUUUCACAUGGACUGAUGGGAAACUAAGCAGCAGUAACAUCUUGAUUCUGUCGGGCCCAGCAGUCGCACACUUUGACCUGGAAUUCCGGAUCCUUUUUGCACGGUCAAAGCCCAUCAACCCCAAACUGUCAUCCGGUUGCAAGAAGAGUGGAAUGUUUAAUCAGCUGGUUAGAAGAACAAAGGCUUCCAGUGACUUGAUGAAGGAAAACUUCUUGAGAAUGGAUUUUUUCUACCUUAGAGCAUUUGUAGGAAACAUGAGAAGGAAACAGAGCUUCUUGUAUGCCUCCAGGGAGGCAAAGUGUGAGUCAAAUAUCAUCAUGCAAGCAUCUCCACCGUUGACUGAGAGGAAUGUCUCUGCAGUCAUGAGGCCACGUUGGAGCAUAGAGAGGUGA
Messenger RNA from Emys orbicularis (European pond turtle), 1146 nucleotides. Its product is annotated as protein FAM83D-A-like. Gene Ontology annotation, biological process: positive regulation of cell cycle G1/S phase transition; regulation of ERK1 and ERK2 cascade; regulation of TOR signaling. Bases 1 to 1146 code for a protein of 381 amino acids. The record is from RefSeq and is a predicted model, not a curated record. Gene Ontology annotation, molecular function: protein kinase binding. The transcript has 4 exons. Gene Ontology annotation, cellular component: cytosol; mitotic spindle pole. NCBI's taxonomy places the organism in Eukaryota, Metazoa, Chordata, Testudines, Emydidae.